Molecule: messenger RNA, 584 nt
Organism: Tigriopus californicus
Lineage: Eukaryota; Metazoa; Arthropoda; Copepoda; Harpacticoida; Harpacticidae
Exons: 3
Coding region: 62-550 (162 amino acids)
Source: RefSeq, a predicted model, not a curated record
AUCUUGUUCAACUUUGGACUCAUAAUCUCCGGUCCUCUUCAGUCUCUGACUCUUCAUCAUCAUGGACAGAUUCAACUGUUUCGUCCUGAUUAUCAUCUUAUCUAUUGUCAAUUUGGGACAAUGUUCAUCUUUUAACAACGAAAUUGACUUGAAAUGGGAAUUCGAGGACUCUCGUCUGGAUCCACUGGCGUUUCCACCCCCAUUAGAACAUGACCUAGAAUUUGAUGUUCAAGCAUCUUGUGCCUGUAGGCAAAUUUUGAUAUCCUCGUUGCACGAAGCACAACAUAUUCAAGCCGAUUCCAUGGGGUCCUAUAAAUAUUACAGUAACUUCGAGGGCAAACCAUACUACUACAGCUCGAGCCACGGAAAAUACCUCUAUUUCUUGAACGGUUCUGGCUGGUUGAUUGGCAACGCAGUUGGCGCUAAGAUUGGGUUCAUUCAUAACAAUUCGCAAUAUGCUUGUCCUUACUUGAUCCCAGAAGGCUGGAUGUACGUGAAUAACGGCUACUGGUACAAGGACUUGUCUUUGGUGGUUAGAUGUAUAGCAUGAUUUGUUUGUUUGAAUACAUAUAUUUCAAAUCUUA